Molecule: messenger RNA, 2563 nt
Organism: Melitaea cinxia (Glanville fritillary)
Lineage: Eukaryota; Metazoa; Arthropoda; Insecta; Lepidoptera; Nymphalidae
Gene: Nep2
Product: neprilysin-2
Exons: 17
Coding region: 38-2311 (757 amino acids)
Biological process (GO): protein processing
Cellular component (GO): plasma membrane
Molecular function (GO): metalloendopeptidase activity
Source: RefSeq, a predicted model, not a curated record
CAGCGGGGACGCAGAAUACAUCACUACAAAUUACAACAUGCGUAACAACGUCAAGCCGUCCUUCUGGGCGCAGAGGACGCGUAUGGAGAAGCGUCUCAUGCUGGCUAUUGGAGUGGUGUCGGUGCUGGCGGUAGCCUUCCUUGCCGCCUUCCUCGCCACCGCGCUAGUGCGGACCACGGCUGACAAUUACAUGCCACAGACUAGCGAACUAAGACUUUCCCCGUCCAUGCCGCCAGCUGUCAUCGCAAAGAGCCCUGACGACAAAAUUUGCAACCUUCCUGGGUGUAUACAUACAGCGUCAAAACUGCUCAUUAACAUGGACGACAAAGUCGAUCCAUGUGAUGACUUCUACGACUUCGCCUGUGGAUCGUUUAUGAAGAAUACAAGAAUUCCAGACGACAAGACAUCUGUCAACACGUUUUCUAUUAUCACCGAUGAGCUACAGGAACAAAUCCGUGCCCUUCUUGACGAACCGAUAGCUGAAAAUGAACCUCGUCCCUUUGCAUUGGCCAAGACCCUGUACCAGGCUUGUAUGAAUAGAACUGCUAUUGAAACUCGCGGGUCAAAACCACUGCUCGACAUGUUGCAACGACUGGGUGGGUGGCCCGUGCUGCAAGGCGACACUUGGGACGAGCGGUCUUUCUCCUGGGAUGAAUCUGUGUACCGGUUCCGACAAGCUGGCUACUCAGUGGACUAUUUCCUUGAUUUUUCUAUCAGCGUCGACGUCAAGAACUCAACUAAACGAAUCAUCGACCUCGAUCAAGCAUCACUAGGUUUGAGCAGGGAAUACCUUAAUCGCGGUUUCAGCGAUAAGCUGGUGCUAGCGUACUAUGAUUACAUGGUGGACGUCGCCACACUUCUUGGAGCUGAUCGUGCCCGCGCCGAAGUCGAGCUCAAGGAAUCACUGCAGUUUGAAAUGAAACUUGCCAAUAUAUCCUUGCCACUGGAGAAACGUCGUAAUGCCACUAGUUUAUAUAACCCGAUGACUGUAGCUGAGUUACAACAAAAGUUCCCGAGGAUUCCCUGGCUCACGUACAUAAACCGUCUCCUGGCGCCCCAUGUACAAAUCGGACUCGACGAAGUAGCUAUCGUCAACGUCCCGAAAUACAUAAGUGAUCUGGAGGACCUUCUUGAAAAAACUCCGAAGCGCGUACAAGCCAACUAUGUGAUGUGGCGUGUGGCUGGAGCCUCAGUUUCUUACUUGACUGACAACUUGCGUAGACGACAACUAUCAUACGUGACUGCCCUUUCAGGCAAGACGGAACGUGAGAGCCGCUGGAAGGAAUGCGCAGAUACCGCCAGCGCUAGUAUGUCCAUCGCUGUAGGAGCUCUUUACAUCAGAAAAUAUUUCAACGAGAACUCUAAAGCGAAUGCAUUGGAAAUGGUUAACGACAUUAGACAACAAUUCCGCAAGACACUGACUGAAGUAGACUGGAUGGAUGAGAUGACUCGUCAAGAAGCAUUGGAGAAAGCCGACGCUAUGGCUGCCCACAUCGCAUAUCCUAGCGAAAUGUUGGACAACGACAAACUGACUGAAUUCUAUGCCGGGUUGGAGAUGUCGUCUGACAAGUUGAUGGAAUCCGUUCUAAAUUUGACGCUCUUCGGCACAGAGUAUCUAUUUAGCAAACUGAGAGAGCCAGUCAAUAAAACCGACUGGGUUACACACGGCCGUCCCGCUAUCGUCAAUGCCUUCUACUCCUCUAUUGAAAACAGUAUACAGUUCCCCGCUGGUAUCCUCCAAGGAGCUUUCUUCUCUGCGAAAAGGCCUGCUUAUAUGAAUUACGGUGCAAUAGGUUUUGUGAUUGGUCACGAAAUUACUCACGGAUUCGAUGAUCAGGGUCGCCAAUUUGAUAAGAACGGUAACUUAGUAGACUGGUGGCAAGAGACAACAAAACACAAAUACUUAGAAAAAGCUAAAUGUAUCAUCGACCAGUAUUCAAAUUAUACUGUCAAGGAAGUUAGCAUGAAGUUGAAUGGAGUUAAUACUCAAGGAGAGAAUAUAGCAGAUAACGGUGGCAUCAAAGAAGCUUAUUACGCUUAUCAAGCUUGGAUUGAGCGUCAUGGAGAAGAAGCUCGACUUCCUGGACUGGAAAAAUACAGCCCCAGACAGCUAUUUUGGUUGAGUGCAGCGAACACGUGGUGCUCGGUUUACCGUAAUGAAGCGAUCAAACUUCGCAUCACAACCGGUUUUCACGCGCCUGGCCGCUUCCGCGUCAUCGGCCCCAUGUCCAAUAUGGAAGAAUUCGCAGCAGAUUUUAAAUGUCCCGUUGGCUCUCCUAUGAACCCUGUUAAAAAAUGCAAAGUGUGGUAAAUUAUUAUCCCGAUCAUAAAAAACGCUCUCUUGGCAUCUCGUCGAAGAAUUACGGACUCUAUCACAGUCGAUUACCGUCGUAAAUUUCUAUUGCACCAAAUUUAUAAUUAGCAAUUUUACUCACCUAAAUGUUUACUAUAUAAAUUCGACGGCCCUGUUGUACUUUCAGCACUUUUAGCUCAAUAUGCUAUUUAAAAUUACAAUGAUGUCAUGAUCAACGUUGUGUAGACAUUGCAUUUUGUAAUGAUUCAC